AUGAUAGUCAAUAAAAGUCCUCUUUAAAUACUAGCCUCAUUUAAUGCAAAAAAUGCAUGGGCCUACAUGCAAAACAAAAGCUGACCAAAACAAUUGUUUGUUUUUUACCAAACUUUGCAUUCCGGACAAGUUACACGAAUAAACUACAUUUCCCUGAAGCCUCCUCAUCCAUGCGCCGCAGUCGAUCAGCUGUUUAAGCAACUGCUGACUACCUCCGCACGAAGGGUAACUCAUUUGUCAUAUCUUAACCCAGGCGAGGCAAACAGAAAUAGCGAUAUUUACAGAGUCCCAAAGGGUGAACGAUAAAGCUCAGCAAACCAUGCAGGAUGAUUUACUGAUGGACAAAAACAAAGCCCAACCUCAUCAGCAGCAAGAUCCAGCAGUAGACCCUCCCUCCACCCCGACCCCCUCGGAUCCCCCUACAUUAGAUGAGAGCCCGUCGAGUGUGAGCAACCAAGCAUCUUCAGCGCUCAACAAAGAGAAAGUGCCGAUGGAGUCUCCGAUCCUGCCAGGCUUGAGUUUUCAUCAGCUGCAGGAAACCGGUGGCACCCUGGCCCCCUCAUUUGGUAGCACUUGGUCUACUGGAACUACGAACACCGUGGACGACAAUUUUAAUCAAGGAAUACCUUCGGUGAACGGAACAAUGCUUUUCCAGAACUUCCCCCACCACAUAAAUCCGGUAUUUGGAGGCAAUUUCUCACCUCAGCUUGGCUUGGCACAGUCUCAGCAUCCACAGCAGCAAGCCCAGCACCAGCCAGCGCAGCAAAGGAGAUCCCCUGUUAGCCCCAACCACGGUCCUUUUCCACAGAGAAACGCUUACAGUCACCCGUCUGUCAUGAAUAGCAAGGCUUCUUCACCUGCCUCAUCUUCGGGUUGGAAUAAUCACCAAAAUGCCACUUGGAGCACAGCCUCCAAUCCAUGGAGCGGUCUCCAGGCAGGCAGGGACCCGCGAAGAGCUGUGGGAGUCGGGGUUGGUGUGGGGGUCGGUGUAGGGGUGCCUUCUUCCAUGAACCCCAUCUCCCCGAUGAAAAAGCCCUAUUCUAGCAAUGUUAUAGCACCCCCAAAAUUCCCGAGAGCUGGUCCCCUCACCCAGAAAUCUUGGAUGGAGGACAACGCCUUAAGGAUGGACAACAGCAACAAUAUGCUGCCUUUUCAGGACCGGAAUCGGCCCUUUGAUGCAUUUAGCUUGCACUCUUUGGAGAAUUCCUUAAUGGAUAUGAUAAGGACUGAUCAUGACAAAGGUAAACCACACCUUGCUGGUGGCCCACCAAUGAGUGUCGCUGAUAUUAUAUGGAGGAAUCAUUUUGCAGGACGCAUGGGUCUGAACUUUCACCACCCCGGAGCAGAGCACAUUAUGCCAUUAAACACCAGGAGCUAUGGCCGCAGAAGAGGUCGUUCUUCACUCUUUCCCUUUGAGGACGGUUUCCUGGACGACGGGCACGGUGACCCCUCUCUGACCCCGGGGUUGGACUCGCCCACGCGCUGUCAGAACGAAGAGCGGAUGGAGCGCUACUCCAGGAAGGUGUUUGUUGGAGGCCUGCCCCCUGACAUAGAUGAAGAUGAGAUCACCAACAGCUUCCGUCGCUAUGGACACCUGGUUGUGGAUUGGCCCCACAAAGCCGAGAGCAAGUCCUACUUUCCACCUAAAGGCUAUGCCUUCCUGCUGUUCCAAGAGGAGACCUCUGUCCAGGCCCUGAUUGAUGCCUGCAUUGAGGAAGAUGGCAAGCUUUACCUGUGUGUCUCCAGCCCAACUAUCAAGGACAAGCCAGUCCAGAUCCGCCCCUGGAACCUAAGUGACAGUGACUUUGUGAUGGACGGCUCCCAGCCGCUGGACCCCCGAAAGACCAUCUUUGUGGGGGGCGUGCCCCGGCCUUUACGUGCAGUGGAACUAGCAAUGAUCAUGGACAGGCUGUAUGGCGGCGUGUGCUAUGCCGGCAUCGACACUGACCCGGAGCUCAAGUACCCCAAGGGGGCGGGCCGCGUGGCCUUCUCCAAUCAGCAGAGCUACAUCGCUGCCAUCAGCGCCCGAUUCGUUCAGCUGCAGCACAAUGACAUUGACAAACGGGUUGAGGUGAAGCCCUACGUCUUGGACGACCAGAUGUGUGACGAGUGCCAGGGGGCGCGUUGCGGGGGGAAGUUUGCCCCCUUCUUCUGUGCCAACGUCACCUGCCUGCAGUACUACUGUGAGUACUGCUGGGCCAGUAUCCACUCCCGGGCGGGCCGAGAGUUCCACAAGCCACUGGUGAAGGAGGGGGGAGACCGCCCUCGACAAGUGUCCUUCCGCUGGAGCUAAGGGGGUCGAGAUGAGCCCUCGCGCCCCCCCCCCCUCCCACCACCUCGACAUCAGUGAAGAGAACUACAAAUACAUGGUUCUUUCUCUUUCAAACUACAACACUUGACUACAAAACUCAUUGUCCAGUGUACCCUUAUGAUAAUAAGGUGAAGAAAAAAAUAAUGUAUUGCGUGAGUCUAUCUGCUUAGAAUUUGCACUGUGGCACAAUACUCACUAAACACACAUGGGAUGGUAUGUUAGAAGAAACCUGAUUUAUGUUUGAGUCCUCUGUUCCAUGGACCGGGUGGGUCAGUGUCUCCUAUAGAACCCCACUGAGCUCUGGUAGAAGUGAUACUAUACAGUACAUAUAUAUUUAAAAGGUAUAUAUUUUUUGGUUUUAUAUAUCUAUCUAUACAUAUAUAGAUAAUUACAUUCUAUGUGAAAGGAACAUGCACUUAUUAUUAUUAUUUUUUAGGAUAUUUCCCCUUGUAAAAAAUAUUACAAAGGAAAAAAUAGAAUUAAUGCAUACAGAAAAUGGAAUAGGUGGCAUAAGAUGUAGCAAGAUAAACAAUUAUCCAGUAGUGUGGGCACAGUAGCCCAGAUAAAACUAACAUGGCUAUAUUUUCUGUCUAUUUUGACUUUGAAAAUAGUAAAAAUGAAUACCUCAAGGCGAAAUCCGAUUUUGCUUUGCUAUUGAUUAGUAGGUCUUUGUUUUUUCUCAACAUUAUUUUCUAGCAUUAUGUUAAUGUAUUGCCAACAAUAGCUUUUGCUGCUAAAUCCAUGGUAUUAACAGAUACCGUAGUAAUUUAUUCAGGCUAGGGUGUUAUAGCCAUUAUGAUCGCACCUGGUGACAAGGAUGAUGACAGGCUAUCAUUGUAGGUAGACUUGCGGUUGGGCCAGUAACCGAAAGGUCGCUGUUUUGAAUCCCCGAGCCGACUGUGAUAAAUCUGUUGAUCUGCCCUUGA
Molecule: messenger RNA, 3237 nt
Organism: Salvelinus sp. IW2-2015
Lineage: Eukaryota; Metazoa; Chordata; Actinopteri; Salmoniformes; Salmonidae
Product: cytoplasmic polyadenylation element-binding protein 3-like
Biological process (GO): negative regulation of cytoplasmic translation
Cellular component (GO): synapse; nucleus; neuron projection
Molecular function (GO): mRNA regulatory element binding translation repressor activity; translation factor activity, RNA binding; ribosome binding
Source: RefSeq, a predicted model, not a curated record